CAGGUACGAUUCGAUUGAUGACCUCAUCAGGGAAGAAUGUUUUGCAGUCUUACAUGAGUUAAAGGGAUAGAAAGUGCAACAACCGUGGAAUAAAGGACUCGUGCUUUUGAGUAAUUCAAGAGGAGUACAUGCAUCACGAAGCCUUGAUUCUGGAAUGGUGUCCAGUCGAAGGAACAGUGGGAUUAUCCUACGGGAAGGGUCGGUUAGGGACUGGUCCGAGUUCAACAAUCCCUCGCCGUCCCCAAAACUGCUGUACUCACAGUCCUAUGUCGCAAUGAGGGGGUUGCUGGCCUCAGUGAUCUCCUUGGACUUUUUCCUGCUGUCGAGCAAGCUAAAAUCUGUGUGCGCGGCUAUGACUUCCCAGAGGCAUAGCCGAUCACAGGAGAGGUCAAAAUCAAAGGGGUUGACCUGCAGGAGAGUUGCAGUCCAUCUGCUGUUCUUUUUCAUGGUUGGCAUUUUCAUUGGGUUCAUGCCUUUGUUCUCUGUCGAUGUUUACAAGAAAAUAGUAUCCGAAAACGAGAGGCUUCCGUUCCAUGAUGGUGUGAUUGAGGUGGAAAUGAUGGGCACCAAAGUUAAGGAGUUGGAGACAGUUGUAGUAGAGAAAGAGGUCGAACUGAUUGACGAGCCUCAGGUUCAAGAGAGCCCUCCAGUUCCUGCAAUGUUGGAUGAUGAGGCAGAUUUUGCUGAAUCUUCACCUGCAUUACCUGCUAUUGAAGAAUCUGACAUUCCUGUGAAGAAGCUGCUGAUAAUCGUGACGAUCACUUCUGUUCGGCCACAACAGGCAUAUUACUUGAAUCGGCUAGCCCAUGUUUUGAAAGCUGUACAGGCACCUCUUUUAUGGUUGGUGGUGGAAUGGCCUGAACAGUCCUAUGAAACAGCAGAAAUUCUGAGGUCUUCUGGGGUUAUGUACAGGCAUCUUAUAUGUAGAAAGAAUACCACGAGUGUACGAAAGAUUGCUGUAUGUCAAAGGAAUAAUGCAAUCUAUCAUGUCAAAAGGCAUCACCUUGAUGGUAUAAUGCAUUUUGCUGAUGAAGAGCGGUCAUACUCAGCUGAUGUAUUUGAAGAAAUGCAGAAGAUCAGUGGAUUUCCUUUCCUAGCAUCACCACAUGUAAAACAGGGGAGAUUUAAGAUCCAACACAUCAGCGAAGUGGCGCCCUUGCUGACACAAGAAUACGUCCAGGUCUCGUAGAACACCUAACGCUGGUAAGUACUCCUAAUAUGCAAGUGGUUAUGCUGAUGUUGAUGAAUCGAUUGGUAUUUUGAGACUUGUAUUAUGUCUCCUUUGAGCAGGUUUUAGUUUCACCAGGAUUGUGCAGUGAUCUAGGGAUUGCGUAUUAGGAUAUUGAGGAUGGGAUUUUCACAAAUUGCUAUAGUCCAAUUAUUUUCUUCCCUUCUACCCUGAUACAUGCCAGAUCAUCUGUUAUAAUGGUGUUUGCUGCUGGAGGCACAUCCCGAUUCGUCGAUAGGGCUGAGUGCACCUGCCUCAUUCACAAGAUAAACGACGCUCCGCGUCAGCAUCCUCCCCGUUCGCGAUUGGCUCGAGCGGCACCGAUGGAGCGACGACUCUGUUUCCCAGAAGGCGAAAGGACGAUGAGAUCGACAGACGAUUCGUGCCGAUCGCACACCGGUAGGCGGUGGCGAGCCGCGUGAGAUCUCUCGCGUCCUCCCGGUUCUCAGGGACCACGACGUCCGCGCCGACGCGCACCUCUACAACGCGCUAAUGAAGGCGAACGUCGCGGCGGACGACCCCGGUGCCGUCCUCAGGGUGUUCCGGCAGGUUUCAGUUACUGGUACAUUCUUGGUGAAUAAAGAACAUGUGGAAAGUCACAGGUGGUCAUGUAUGUUUGGGGAUGUUGAAGUACCAGCUGAGGUUUUGACCGAUGGCACGCUACGCUGCUAUGCACCAGCACACCAAUCAGGAAGAGUUCCAUUUUAUGUGACCUGUUCAAACAUGGUGGCUUGUAGUGAAGUGCGAGAAUUUGAGUAUCGUGAUUCUGAAGCUCAUUACAUGGAGACUUCUCGUUCCCAAGCCAAUGGUGUAAAUGAAAUGCAUCUACACAUUCGUCUUGAGAAGCUACUCACUUUGGGGCCAGAUGACCAUCAAAUGCUUGCUAUAAAUUCCUUAAUGCUUGAUGGGAAAUGGUCAAAUCAAGAAUCUUCUGUCAAGGAAGUAGUUUCCACUGCUAGGGUCCAAAGUUUAAAGAAACUGGUGAAAGAGAAGCUGCAUCAAUGGCUCAUCUGCAAAGUAAACGAUGAUGGAAAGGGUCCCAAUGUUCUGUGCAAGGAAGGACAGGGUGUGAUUCAUUUAGUAGCAGCACUGGGUUAUGAUUGGGCUAUAAGACCGAUAAUAAUUGCUGGUGUCAAUGUGAACUUCCGGGAUGCUCAUGGAUGGACUACACUCCACUGGGUUGCGUCUUUGGGAAGAGAGCGGACAGUUAGUGUUCUCAUAGCAAAUGGACACAAGAUCCCGAUGCGGCAGUGGCGGACAGCAACGGGCGCUCAACGCCAUCGCGCCUCCUGCGAACCCAUGGUGAGAUGUGUGGUCUCGAUCUAGAGUCGAAGGACUUCCCCAACACCCUUUCCUCCAUCGGCGCGACAUCGGCCAGCUCAUCUGCGACGAUGAGGCAUCUUCGACCGACUUCCCAACACCCCAUCCUCCAUCAAUGCGGCUCCAGUACCCCUUCCUCCAUCGGCGCGACAGCAUCCAGUUCAUAUUGAAUUUCCUCUCAAUUGUUUUUAACUUUCUAAUUUAUUAAUCGCUGGUGUUAGAACAGGUAGGUGGCGGCUAAGAAAAAUGAAGAUGGUGGCAGCUAAGAAACUCUAAAGCCACUUCUGAUUCACAUAUGAUGCGACCACAGAAAUUGAAGAUGUCGUGACCUGGGAAUAGAUUCGGCAGAAGUGGAUUAUUUGCAUGCUCAAUCUAUGUUCAUUGCUGAAGUUACCUUUCAAAUUCAAAUUCUCGGGUAGAGCCACCUUUAAUUGUGAUGUACAGAGAUAUCAGUAUCAUUAUCUAAAAUAUUAUCACAGAACUGAGGAAGGAGAAAAAAGGUGCUAUCUUUUCUUUUUUUCUUUUUAUCUCGUGCUAUCUAUGAAUUAAUGAGAAGAACAAUUAGUACAUCAUGAAGAUAUUAAUGAAAUGCAUGUGAUAUCUCAGUCGAAUAACAAGGGAAAGGACUGUUUUUUCUAAAUAAAGUAUAGCAAACCAGCACAACUAUUAACUUGUCCAAAGAAAAAAAUCAUAAAUCCAAAAAAAGUGUCACGUUUAGGAUGUCCAUUUGAACACCUCAUUUGAGAUAAUCCUUGUGUGAGCCCAAGAGGUCCCGCCGGUCCCACUCGCACCACGACGGCUCCGACGGACGCUGAUGGGAGGCUCUCAUCCAUCACCUACCUUUCCUCGACAUGGAUCCACAGGUCUAGACUGUAAAAGAGUAAACUGGACUGGAAUUUUACAUUCUAGGUGAUACAAUUUACUUUUAUUGGAUCUACUAGGAGAAUUUCAUAUAGGACUUGUAAAAUGUUUGGUUGUUUGUGUCUUUGUUUCCCUCAUUAUGAUCUGCUAAAACAAUGAGAUAUUCUGUUCUUGUAGACACUUAUGCUAAAAUGCCUCUAUGUUUCUGACUCUGAACAUGUCCAGAGUGCAUCACCUUGUCUAUUCAGUAUAAAGGGACAAUGCAGUUCUUACCCUUUCGUUGUGUUACUCAGGUGGAGCAUCUUCAAACAAGAACAACCGGGUACGGUUCCUCAAAUCCUCUGUUUGGUGGAGCAUCUUCAAACAAGAACAACCGGGGAUGCUUCUAGCUCUGGUACUCUUUUUUGAUAACAGGAAGUUCAAGGAUGUGAAUUUUCCACCAGCUAUGUCUCCCCCAAAACGGUGGGAUCAUGUGUGGUAUGCUCUAACAGGGUAUGGUAUUGGCUUGGUAGCUGCACUAGAUGCUGGGAUCUUGUCUUAGUCUCCUCAACAGCCUUACUGUACCUGUUUGAUGAGGAAGUACUACUACUAUUACAAUUGAUGCUUCAGUUCUACGACUUCUUUCAAACCAAGCGUCCACACAUAUCUUGAGCAUUCUCACUGGGCUUCUGUCCUUCAUGAUGGACGAUGCACUGACAACUGGAAGCAUCAAGACAUCAGAUGCAGAAAAGAGGCGUUUAGCAAAAGCUUCCCUUGCCUACAAUUGUGAGAGCAAAAACUGUCCGCACUUCAGGAAACUUUUCCCAGAGUAUGUUGAGAAGUACAAUCAACAGCUACAAUUGGAGAACACUGCUGCAGAGCCGGUGCCUCAGGAGAAUCCUGCACCUGCUCCAUCCCCUGCUGCCCAGCAAGCCCCGACCGUGGCCAAUAGGGCACAACCACUGGCGGAGGCGCGCCGUGACAAGAACCAGAAGAAGGCGGUGCCCUUCUGGAUGGUGCUGGUCAUGUUUUCAGUUUUCGGGGCUGUGAUGGCGUUGCCCCUAAUGCAACUUUGACAAUAAUAAAGACAAUAAGAACGUGUGAUGCUAGGGCCGUAAUUUUGUAUAGUUUUCUAUUGGUUUGUCUGAGUGACUCAGUUGGUCCCCUAGACUACCUACCACCUCGGAGUCGUAUUGAUGAACCUGUGAUGGUAUAUCUGAAGAACUUUUGUUCUCAGUUCUCA
This is a messenger RNA of Zea mays, 4631 nucleotides long. RefSeq lists its product as uncharacterized. Gene Ontology annotation, molecular function: xylosyltransferase activity; galactosylgalactosylxylosylprotein 3-beta-glucuronosyltransferase activity. Gene Ontology annotation, cellular component: Golgi membrane. Gene Ontology annotation, biological process: plant-type secondary cell wall biogenesis; glucuronoxylan biosynthetic process. The coding region runs from base 155 to 1189 and encodes 344 amino acids. Lineage: Eukaryota; Viridiplantae; Streptophyta; Magnoliopsida; Poales; Poaceae. The record is from RefSeq and is a predicted model, not a curated record. The transcript is spliced from 13 exons.